Molecule: messenger RNA, 3697 nt
Organism: Anarrhichthys ocellatus (wolf-eel)
Lineage: Eukaryota; Metazoa; Chordata; Actinopteri; Perciformes; Anarhichadidae
Gene: tm9sf2
Product: transmembrane 9 superfamily member 2
Exons: 17
Coding region: 181-2118 (645 amino acids)
Biological process (GO): protein localization to membrane
Cellular component (GO): membrane
Source: RefSeq, a predicted model, not a curated record
UCAAAAAAGAAAGAAGGAGAAUGCGCCACUUCACGAAGCAGGACUUCCGUCUUGUGACGUGUUUGCCGCUGCAGAACCGGAUGCUGGUGGCUGUCCAGUGUAGAUGUCAGAUGCAGUUUGAACUGCGAAGAGGAGCAAGUUAACUGUCUAAAUAUUGAGUGAAAAUUGGCAGGUGAGAAGAUGUUGCGUUGGCUGCUUGGAGCUGCGCUGCUGUCUCGAGCGGUAGGCUUCUACCUCCCGGGUCUGGCACCCGUGAACUUCUGUGAGCCUGGAAAAGACCAAGUCCCAGACUGCAAGUCGACCAUUGAGCUGUUUGUGAACAGGUUGGAUUCAGUGGAGUCUGUUCUGCCUUAUGAAUAUACUGCGUUCGACUUUUGCUCAGAGAAAACAAUGAAACGUCCAUCGGAGAAUCUGGGCCAGGUUCUAUUUGGGGAGAGGAUUGAACCCUCACCAUACAAGUUUGAGUUUAAGAAACCUGCAGCGUGUCAGAAGGUGUGUACCAGAACCUACAACACCAACAACCCAUUAGACAAAGCCAAACUGGACUUCCUCAAGAAAGGCAUGUUACUCAACUACCAGCAUCACUGGAUUGUGGAUAACAUGCCAGUCACUUGGUGCUAUGAUGUUGAAGAUGGACAGAAGUUCUGUAAUCCUGGUUUCCCUAUUGGCUGUUUCGUCACAGAAGCAGGUCGACCCAAAGAUGCCUGCGUGGUCAACUCUAAUUUUAAUGAGAAGGAUGCUUUUUACAUCUUUAACCAUGUGGACAUCACCAUCCAUUACCACAUCGUUGAGAAUGAACAACUGGGAGCUCGAUUGGUUGCUGCCAAGAUUGAACCCAAAAGCUAUGACAACUCUAAUGAAGAUAGCCCUGCUUGUUCUGGGGGGCCAAAGUUCCUGAGAAACAAACACACAGGAGUGUUUGAGAUCCCAUACACUUACUCUGUCAACUUUGUGGAAGACACGAAUAUUCGUUGGGCAUCUAGAUGGGACUAUAUCCUAGAGUCAAUGCCUCACACCAACAUCCAGUGGUUCAGCAUAAUGAACUCAAUGGUGAUUGUGUUGUUCCUGUCUGGAAUGGUAGCAAUGAUCAUGCUGAGGACUCUGCAUAAAGAUAUCGCCCGAUACAAUCAGAUGGACUCUGUGGAGGAUGCUCAGGAGGAGUUUGGGUGGAAGUUGGUCCAUGGAGAUGUUUUCCGACCUCCCAGGAAGGGAAUGCUGCUGUCUGUUUUCCUCGGCUCUGGAACCCAGAUCUUCAUUAUGACCUUCGUCACCCUUUUCUUUGCCUGUCUUGGGUUCCUCUCUCCUGCGAACCGUGGGGCUCUGAUGACAUGUGCUGUGGUUCUCUGGGUUCUUCUGGGAACUCCUGCUGGAUAUGUGGCUGCUCGCCUCUACAAAUCUUUUGGAGGAGAGAAGUGGAAGACCAACGUUCUGCUGACAGCCUUUCUCUGUCCUGGGGUGGUAUUUGCAGAUUUCUUUGUGAUGAACUUGAUCCUGUGGGGUGAAGGGUCUUCGGCAGCCAUGCCAUUUGGAACCCUGGUGGCCAUAUUGGCUCUUUGGUUCUGUAUCUCAGUGCCUCUUACCUUUAUAGGAGCAUACUUUGGCUUCAAGAAGGCAGGUAUUGAGCACCCAGUGCGGACCAAUCAGAUUCCUCGUCAAGUCCCAGAGCAGUCAUUCUACACAAAGCCUUUCCCUGGUAUCAUCAUGGGAGGAAUUCUGCCUUUUGGAUGUAUAUUUAUUCAGCUGUUCUUCAUAUUAAACUCCAUCUGGUCCCAUCAGAUGUACUACAUGUUUGGCUUCCUUUUCCUUGUCUUCAUCAUCCUGGUCAUCACCUGCUCUGAGGCCACCAUCCUGCUUUGCUACUUCCAUUUAUGUGCUGAGGACUACCAUUGGCAGUGGCGUUCCUUCCUGACUAGCGGCUUCACUGCUGUCUAUUUCCUGGUCUACGCCAUUCAUUACUUCUUCUCUAAGCUGCAAAUCACUGGACUGGCCAGCACCAUCCUGUACUUUGGAUACACCAUGAUUAUGGCUCUCAUUUUUUUCUUAUUCACAGGUGCAAUCGGCUUCUUUGCCUGUUUCUGGUUUGUUACAAAGAUCUACAGUGUGGUCAAAGUGGACUGAAGGAUACAAACUCAACAGACUAUUGACUGGAAAUUGGUUUUCUCCCAUAAACCUCUGGAACGUUCAGCACUAUCAAACUGGACUGAACUUUACAAUGUGAACCUUUACUUUCUCAUUUCCUCAGGCAGAGAGAACUGUGCCUCCGACAGACGACAACUUUCUUUCGUUGUGAGCCCAAAAUGUUUGCGUGUGAGCAUGUGACUGGGUUGUAAUUUUGAACAUAGAGUAUCUAUCUGCAUAUAUUCUGAACAAGCCUGUUUUCAGUAUCUGACACACAGAAAGUCGGUUCAUACCAUACCACCUUCACACAGUGCAGUGACCCACAGCUGGACUGUGCAGAGAGUGUGUCUGUAUUUGGAAAUUGCAGUCAGGCAAAUAAAGCUGUGAGCGUUUGCUUCUUAACAGCUGUUUUUUCAGAGCUGUUGUGUUGAAACAUGCACUUGUCACCAUUUUGUGGCUAACAUAUUGUGUCCCUAAAUGUAUUUACAUCCACAUUUCAACACCAAAAUGGCUCAAUAGGGCUGUUCCAAAUUAUAGUGGAACAGCUUUCAUUUCUCUGAGGUGUGGGGGGGGGGGGGGGGGUGACUGAUGAAUCCUGCUGAUGACAGAAAGCCAAAGUCCAGUCUCACUUUGGUGCCGGCCUCUGUUCUAUUAAAGGCAACACACGUCUUGCUGCGUCAAGGAUACACCCUCCUGUCCUGUUUCUCAGCAAUGACUUGUUCUUGCAAAUAAUGCAAACUGAGGGAUUGAGGGACGUAUGUUGUAAAAGGGUCUCUGGAACCUUGCUGCCUUCCUGUUCUGUCUUGUUUCACUUUUUCACAAUUGGUCACAUUGAUUUCUCUAUACUGAGCUCACUUUGUAAAAACUUCUCACAGUUCUCUUAAACAACAUGCUUGGCUUUAUUUUCUGAAACUUAAGUCAUUCUAGUGAUGCAGUACAAAACAAAUGUGUUCACUACACAUGCAUGCUUAGGACAGCCUCAGAUAUGAAUAUACAGCAGUCUGAGUGAACCCUUCUGUAUUUGGCCACAAGUUCUCAUCCAGGUCACACCAUAUGUCCGCUCUGACCCCUUUCCUAAGCGGGCACAAGUCUUUCAUAAUUCAGGAAUGAAAUGAAUAUUUGUUUGUUUGUUUUUUAGAUGUUAAUGUAGCAAAUUAUAGACUAAUUUGAAGAGUUGAAAAGUUGUUUUUCAAACGGUAUGCGAGCAUGCACAAAGGGGACUGUAAAUUCACGGAUUUGGAGGUUGCGUAUGAGUGAACCAAUUUGAGAAAUUUAAAAAGAUGUUGAUUUUUAAUGCAUUUUGUGUUAAAGCAAUAAAAAGUUAUCAACUGAUGUUUUGCUCAAUGAGUUUUGAAAAAACAAAUUCAGAACUAUGUGUAACCAAAUGUAAAAAACAAAACGAAUGUAUAUUCUGAGCCAUUAGUGAAGUUUAAGAGACGGACGGAACAGACAGAAAUUUAAUCCCGUUUGGUAUUGAGGCAAGAUGAUUGGACCAGUCAUUGUCCCUCACAACCCAACAUUACACGCCACAUUAUUGCUUUGGUACCAAGCCAGGAAUAAAUACAUUUCUUCACUUUGC